AUGUCACCAGAACACUACGCAUGGCAUAUGCAGCAAGAGAAUAGAGGAGCUGGAGUCCCUCGUCUGGAUAUCUUUGCUACUGAAGACAGCGGGUUUGUCAGUGAGGGAAGCAGUCUGGCAUCCUCAAACAGGAGUUCAGUUAUCCGGAGAAAUCAGAAGCCUGAAGUUCACCGUGGUGUCAAGAUAAAAGAAGGUUUGAAGAGGUUCUUCACGUUUGGACGACAAAAACAGAGAGAAGAAGUUGCCCGUCCUAUUGCACUACUGCGUGUGGGAAACAGUAGGGAUGAGCAGAAUCCUGAGGCUGCAUGGAGUUUGCCUACACCAGUGACACAGACGGGUCCACAAGUGGAUACAGACAUCCAUACUGCCUGCAAGAUGGGUGACCUUGACCGGCUAAGCCGCAUCCUAUCUAAGGAUCUGGUAGACGUCAACCGUAGAGGGGAGGGCGGAUUAACACCUGCAAUGAUAACAGCACAAUUCGGACACAGAAGAAUGGUAGACAUGCUUGUGAGUAAAGGUUCUGCAUUGCACCUUCUUGCCGAUAACAAAAACAACAUCCUUCAUGUGGCCUGUAUUGGAGGACAUGUUGACAUGGUGAAGUAUGUCCUCUCAAUGAAUGUUGCAGACAUCAACAGUAGGGUCAGUACGAGAGGACACCAGUGAUGAUGGCAGCAAAGAAUGGAAACAGAGCGGUAUUUGACUUUACUUGUGAGAGAAGGAGCUGAUGUAUCAUUAGUGGAUGAU
Molecule: messenger RNA, 744 nt
Organism: Haliotis rubra (blacklip abalone)
Lineage: Eukaryota; Metazoa; Mollusca; Gastropoda; Lepetellida; Haliotidae
Product: fibronectin type 3 and ankyrin repeat domains protein 1-like
Exons: 4
Coding region: 1-663 (220 amino acids)
Molecular function (GO): protein binding
Source: RefSeq, a predicted model, not a curated record